Salvia miltiorrhiza (redroot sage) is the source of this 1781-nucleotide messenger RNA. Its product is annotated as glycerol-3-phosphate acyltransferase RAM2-like. Gene Ontology annotation, biological process: cutin biosynthetic process. Bases 172 to 1677 code for a protein of 501 amino acids. The transcript has 2 exons. Gene Ontology annotation, cellular component: membrane. The record is from RefSeq and is a predicted model, not a curated record. Gene Ontology annotation, molecular function: phosphatase activity; glycerol-3-phosphate 2-O-acyltransferase activity. Lineage: Eukaryota; Viridiplantae; Streptophyta; Magnoliopsida; Lamiales; Lamiaceae.
GCUAGAUUGGCGGGUCCAAUUGUUAAAUUAGGACAAAAAGAAGUUUAUAAACCCAAUCUUCGUCAUUACAUCUUUGAUACAACAACACAUGAUCUGCUUUGGCUUAUAUAUUUAUAUAUGUUGUAAAGUGUAACUUUGUAACCAAAUAAUUGUGGUAAACCACAAAGUCUCAUGACAAUGGCUAGCAGAGACAGAUUAAUCCCAACAAUCUACGAAUGCGACUCCAACAAUCGACAAAAUCACACCGUGGUUUCCGACAUGGACGGAACGUUGCUGGUGGGCCGCAGCUCCUUCGCUUAUUUCGCGUUGAUUGCAUUCGACGUGGGAGGAAUCCUGCGGCUACUGCUGCUGCUGUUAGCGGCUCCGUUUGUCGGCCUUCUCUACUACUUCGUAUCGGAAUCUGCGGGCAUUAAGGUGCUCAUAUUCGCCACGUUUGCAGGGGUGAAGGUGUCUUCGAUCAAGUCGGCGGCGAGGGCCGUUCUUCCCAAGCAUUACUCCGAUGACUUGCACCCGGAGACGUGGCGCGUUUUCUCGUCGUGUGGGAGGAAAUGUGUGCUCACUGCCAACCCAAGGAUCAUGGUUGAGCCUUUCUUGAACAACUAUUUGGAUGUCGACGUCGUUUUAGGCACCGAGAUCUCGUCAUUUAAGGGCGUCGCCACCGGUCUCGUGGCCGCCCCCGGCGUGCUUGUUGGGGAGAACAAGGCUGUUGCUCUUAGGAAAGCUUUUGGGGAUCAAGAAAUGCCUCAUGUUGGAAUGGGAGAUAGGGAUACAGAUAUUCCUUUCCUCAAAUUGUGCAAGGAGAAAUACAUGGUGCCGGCGAGGCCCGGGACCCGGCCCGUGAGAGCGGAGACGCUGCCAAAGCCCGUGAUAUUCCACGACGGCCGGCUCGUCCAGAAACCGACACUAUCCCGGGCUCUACUAAUCACUCUAUGGCUCCCAUUUGGGAUUAUUUUAUCAAUUCUAAGAGUCUUCUUUCUUUCUUUACUCCCCAUUUCAAUAAGUCAGUCUGUCAUGAUUCUGCUGGGCUGCUCGGUCACAACCAAAGGAGUUCCCAAGCAUUUCUCUGGCGGCAAGGGCGUGGUCUUCGUGUGCAACCACCGCACUGUCAUCGACGCAGUUGUUGUCUCCGCCUGCCUCGGCCGCAUGACCACCACCAUCUCAUACUCCGUCGCGAGCUUCACCGAGUUCAUAUCCCCGAUCAAGACCUCGAAGCUCACGCGCAACCGCGCCACGGACGCCCGAUUGAUCGAGCAGAUUUUGGAUCAAGGGAAGUUCUUGGUGAUGUGCCCCGAGGGCACCACGUGUCGGGAGCCCUACUUGCUUAGAUUCUCGGCAUUGUUUGCGGAGCUCACCGAUCGCAUCGUGCCGGUGGCCGUAUCCAUAAAAACGGGCAUGUUUCACGGCUCCACGGCGCGAGGCCAUAAAUGGCUUGACCCUUUCUUCUACUACAUGAACCCCAUUCCCGCGUAUGACGUCACGUUUUUGAAUAUGUUGCCGCCCGACCGGACUUGCAAGGCCGGAAAAUCGAGCUUCGACGUCGCCAAUAACGUUCAAGAAAUGAUCGCCAACACGUUGAGCUAUACUUGUACCACUCUUACAAGGAAGGAUAAGUAUCGAGUGUUGGCAGGAACGGAUGGCCUCGUCGACACCAAAUCUGCAUCCAAGGUUAUUGCUUGAUUGCUAUUUCCCCAUUUGUCAAAAUUCCGGUCAAUAACCUAAAGAAUUUUUUCCGCUAUAUGUUUUGUACUUAAUUAUAAAUAAAGAGGGUAUUUUCAUGACCA